This is a messenger RNA of Colletotrichum scovillei, 736 nucleotides long. Its product is annotated as glutathione-dependent formaldehyde-activating enzyme. The coding region runs from base 170 to 613 and encodes 147 amino acids. The transcript has a single exon. Gene Ontology annotation, molecular function: carbon-sulfur lyase activity. The record is from RefSeq and is a predicted model, not a curated record. Lineage: Eukaryota; Fungi; Ascomycota; Sordariomycetes; Glomerellales; Glomerellaceae.
CAAUCAUCACAGCAUCCAUCAAAGUUGUUAUUAUUGCUGGCUGGUUUUCAUUUUCGCGAUGAAAAAACAAUCCAACUGAGGAGCAGACGUCAUAUCAUCUGAAGAAUUAGCAACGCAGCAGCUCCAACUUCACCCAGUCUCAACCAUAAUCAGACUGCUACAGCUCAAAAUGAACGUGGAAUGUCAAUGCGGCACAGUCACAUUCAAGACCCCAGCUCCAAAACCCAUCGACAUCUACUGCUGCCACUGCUCGCAAUGCCGCAAGCAGUCUGCUUCAGCAUUUGGUACAUCGGCAAUCUUCCCCGCUGAUGGCCUAUUCCCGCUCACGGAAGAUCUCAUGUCGAAGCUCCAGGUCUGGACUCGCCCCACAAAGAGCGGCGGGCACAUGGACUGCUACUUCUGCAGGCUAUGCGGGACCCGAAUCUUUCAUCGCACUCACGAUGAGCAUGGCCUGCCCAAGUCAACAGUCAGUAUCAAAGGAGGGCUGAUCUCGGGGCUCAAGAUGGAUAGCGGAAAGCAUAUCUGGACGACCAGCGCGGUAGUGAAGGUUUCUGAUGAUGCCGAGAGGUACGAUGAAUCACCGCCAGCGACGCCUAAUAGCAGUCAGGAUUGAAAAGCUUUCGAGGGUCAGAUUGAGGAUGCAUGUGCAUUGAUAGUCCUUAUUCAGGUCUGUAAAGAAGUUCGCAGAGAAAGAAAGGUCUUGUAGCUCGCGCAGCAGAGCGCCAUCAGCGAGAAG